Messenger RNA from Closterium sp. Naga37s-1, 725 nucleotides. Lineage: Eukaryota; Viridiplantae; Streptophyta; Zygnematophyceae; Desmidiales; Closteriaceae. The record is from the annotation of a GenBank genome assembly.
GACCCUUCUCCCCAUAUCCAGCGCCCCCCUCUCUACCUCCUCAGCCCUGGGCCAUGCCUUCAGCACCCCCCUCCCUACCUACUGAGCCCUGGGCCAUGCCUUCAGCACCCCCCUCCCUACCUACUGAGCCCUGGGCCAUGCCUUCAGCGCCUUCCACAACGGCCCCAUCCUCCUCCUCCGCACCCCCUCUCUCGCCUGAAGCUUUUACCGACUUCCAGAGCCCGCCACAACAGCCCCAGUCAGGAGGCGGUCUCUCUGUGGGAGUCAUUGCCGGCAUUGCUGUGGGUGCAGUGAUGCUGCUGAUCAUUGGCGUGCUGCUGUGGUGGAGAAUCCAGAAGAAACGAGCGGCACAUGGAGCAGUCACCUCAUGUGAGCACACAGAAGGACAUGGCAUGAAGGAAGAUCCAGAGGAAGAAGCGGCAGCAAUGGCAGCAGUAGCUGCUGCAGCACCACUACCACCCGCACCAGCAGCAGCAAUGGUGGUCCAGGAUAAAGACGUGGUGGUGGAAAUGGGUUUAGAAAUGGAGAAGAAUGCAGCACGACCGCAUGUCUGCCAGGAGUACCCAUUGGAAGAGCUUGAAAGGGCAACUGGGAAGUGGGCAGAGGAGAACAGGAUUGGCAGCGGCAGCUUUGGCGAUGUGUACAAGGGCGUGUCUCCGCAGAGCGGCAGUCAAAUGUGGGCCGUCAAGCGGGCGAGAGUACUCAGCAACGACUUCCUUACCGAG